This is a messenger RNA of Carassius gibelio (silver crucian carp), 2842 nucleotides long. RefSeq lists its product as uncharacterized. The record is from RefSeq and is a predicted model, not a curated record. Lineage: Eukaryota; Metazoa; Chordata; Actinopteri; Cypriniformes; Cyprinidae. The transcript has 6 exons. The coding region runs from base 799 to 2040 and encodes 413 amino acids.
CACGCGCAUAUGUUAGUUUACAGGGACUCUCCAUAAAUGUAACUGUAUUCUAUACUGUUUAUCCCCAUGCACUACCUCUAUCCAUCACGGAAAAUGCAUGUUUAAAUUUUAAAGCCAUUUGGUUUACGAGGGCACAGGAAUUCUCCUCACAAACCAUGUUUACAUUGUAACACACACACACACACACACAGGGUAAACAAACGUCCCAGUUUCCUAUUGCUGAAAAAUAACCUGUAGCUACGUGUAGGAAACCGUCACGGCUCGUAUCAGUAUUUUAUAUGCAGUUAUGAGCGAGGGAGAGCAGUUAUAUUAGGCGCGUUCCACUUGAAGCAGCGCUUCACAGAAUGAUCACCUGUAUGACAUUAAAGUACCGCGAGAGCGAUUCCAAUGCAUUGGAUAUGUGUGCUCCUUUAUCGCUCUCGCGGUACUUUAAUGUCAUACGGUGAUCCUCCCGUGCGUGCAGCGGUGCUUCAAGUCGAACGCGUCUAUCGACUUCGUGCGAUUGUUUCUGGAAUUCGCAGGUUGUAAAUCGUGUCGUUUAUCAUCUCGUCCGUACGAUUUUCAGAUAAACUCACUCGUGCCGUGUGCGUGGACAUACGAUCUUCCGACCAUCCGAAUUCGCACCGUGUACGCCCGCCUUUAGGUAAUGACUCGCUUCCACGGAGAAGUUCACAAGAAUGUUGCUUUCACUUUUAAUAACUAGCCUACCUGUAAAUCGGUGUCUCUUGUGUAGCAGAAGAACAGAACGCGUUCACAAAACAGAAUCUGUAUUUAUAUCUUGCGGGGAAAAUUGUGAAAAUGAAGCUUCUCUGUAAUUCUCUUGCGUGGAUCUUGUUUUUACUCAUCCACGUUGCAUCUGAUGUUGGAUCAGAUAAACUGUCGGUGUCAGUGAUGGAGGGAGAUUCAGUCACUCUACACACUGGUGUUAAAACAAACCAACAAGAGGAUAUUAAAUGGUAUUUCAUUGACACUCGCAUCGCUCAGAUCAGUGGAGAUCUCCGUUUUAUCUGUACGGAUGUUCAGUGUAAUGAAGGUACUGAGAGAUUCAGAAACAGACUGAAGCUGGAUCAUCAGACUGGAUCUCUGACCAUCAUGAACAUCACAAACACAGACUCUGGAGAAUAUAAACUGAAGAUCAUCAGUAGUACCAGCAGCAGUGAAAAAAACUUCAAUGUCAUUGUCAAAAUUGCAUCUGAUGUUGGAUCAGAUAAACUGUUGGUGUCAGUGAUGGAGGGAGAUUCUGUGAUUUUUCACACUGGUGUUAAAACAAACCAACAAGAGGAUAUUAAAUGGUAUUUCAGUGACACUCGCAUCGCUCAGAUCAGUGGAGAUCUCCGUUUUAUCUGUACAGCUGUUCAGUGUAAUGAAGGGACUGAGAGAUUCAGAGACAGACUGAAGCUGGAUCAUCAGACUGGAUCUCUGACCAUCAUGAACAUCACAAACACAGACUCUGGAGAAUAUAAACUGAAGAUCAUCAGUAGUACCAGCAGCAGUGAAAAAAACUUCAAUGUCAUUGUCAAAAGUGUUCCUGCUGCUGAACGAGAUGAAGUGAAGACAAACGAGGGAGAAUCUGUCACUUUAGAUUCUGGUGAAAGAAGAAAACCAAAUGAUGUGUUGACAUGGUUUUUUGAUGACACUCUCAUCGCUCGAGUUACUGGUGAUCCCAAUAAAACCUGUACAGAUGUUCAGUGUAAUGAUGAUGAAGAGAGAUUCAGAGACAGACUGAAGCUGGAUCAUCAGAAUGGAUCUCUGACCAUCAUGAACAUCACAAACACAGACUCUGGAGAAUAUACACUACAGAUCAAGAGCAGCAGCAGUUUUAGUAUCACCAGAGAGAAGAGAAUCAGUGUUAAUGUCAUUGAUUCAGGGUUAUCUUCAGCUGCUGUAGCAGGAAUAGUUGUUUCUGUUCUGCUUGCAGUCACAGCUCUGUUUGCUGGUUUGAUUUACAUUUACCAUCGCUCCAAGAGAUACAGCAGAGCACCACAGCAUGUGAAUGGUGUUAAUAAAGACAUUGCUUUGAGUGACAAAGGACAUCUUUAAAUCAAUCUCAAGGUGAAACUGGCUGAAUAAUAAUAAUAAUAAUAAUAAUGGAGAGAAGAGGAUCUUCAGAGUAAUUGUGUCAUGAGUCCAGGAUUUCAAUUUCAAUUUAAAAAAACUGAUUUGUUACAUAUUUGUAAAUGAAUUAAGAAACAUUUAGACUAACAUAAUAUAUAUGAGCAAUACUGUAAAUAACUAAACAACACGUGGGAAUAGAUGUAUUUUUCAAUAAAUGCAUUUUUCAAAGCUGCUGAAGUGUUCUAGACAGGAAUGAUGAGCGAUUAUUUCUUUCUCAUCUUUUGCAAAAAGACAUAAUAAUGCUUGUCUGUUAUAACAUCAUUUGUUUUCUCUUGCCUGUUCACAUCCUCCUACAACUGUGACACAAUGAGUGCAUUUUCCACAACUGCCUCACAGAGAAGAGCAUUAUACAGAAAUGUCUUUCCUCCCACUCUUAGUGGAGGACAAAAGUACUCUUCAUAGUCUGCACUACUGAUACUCUAAAUGUUUGUACUGUCUUUGACUGAGAUUAUUAUGUUAUUUACAAAUGUAUAUUUGGAUUAGUCACUAACAUUAACCCAGGCUGGAACAAACUCUGAAUGGCAUUGAUUUUUAUAGCCCACAGUAUGUCCACCCUGUAAGCCUGGAAAGUCACUGAUUUAUUUUGAGGUUAAUGAAAGACCUAGCUGAGAGUAUUUAGGUUCAGUGCCUGUAACUGGAUGCGGUGUCAGAACAUGUUUCUCUGGUGAUUGGUAAUGUGCUGUUUUUUUUUUUUUUUAAUCAUGAAUAAAUAAGAACUGGACACAAA